Molecule: messenger RNA, 3587 nt
Organism: Dunckerocampus dactyliophorus (ringed pipefish)
Lineage: Eukaryota; Metazoa; Chordata; Actinopteri; Syngnathiformes; Syngnathidae
Gene: pdlim4
Product: PDZ and LIM domain 4
Exons: 7
Coding region: 96-1217 (373 amino acids)
Biological process (GO): actin cytoskeleton organization; muscle structure development; heart development
Cellular component (GO): stress fiber; adherens junction; Z disc
Molecular function (GO): actin binding; muscle alpha-actinin binding
Source: RefSeq, a predicted model, not a curated record
UUUGUCAGGCGGGAGCGCGUUGCUUAGCAGCUCGGAACAGGACUUUUCUCCCCCCCCGUCUCUCUGUGGAUAGAUUGCUUUUUCCCGGCACCAGCAUGCCCUACAGCGUGACUCUCAAGGGACCCUCCCCGUGGGGGUUUCGCCUGGUGGGGGGACGGGACUUCAGCACGCCGCUGACCAUCUCCAGGGUAACAGAGGGCAGCAAGGCGGCUCAAGGCGACCUGUGCCCCGGCGACACCAUCCUGGCCAUUAACGGCGACGUGACCGAGCAAAUGACCCACAUGGAGGCCCAGAACAGGAUCAAGAACUGCACCCGGCAGCUCUCGCUCAUCAUCAGCAGGUCUGGAUCGGGAGAGAGAGUGUGGUCGCCGACAGUUGGUGAAGAUGGCAAGACGAGCCCCUACACGGAGCCCGAUUCACAGAACUUCCGGCCCAUCACCAGUGGCUACGCCAACUACAACCGCAAGCCCUCGUACACCCCCGAGCCUCAGCCCCCGCCGCCCCCGCCGCCCGCUCACAUGCACAACGGGUACUCCAAGACCGGCGCCAGCAACCACAACAACAACGGCCACAGCUACGCUUACGGCAACGGCAACGGCACCGGGGCGCACGCCGCGUACAACAACCCGGCCGGACUCUACGCACCCAACGGGAGCAACGGGGACAGGUCUCUGCCAGGGAAACUGGGGGGUCUCAGCCUGAGCGCCUCUCACAGCCCCGAGCCCCCCACGCACUCCCCCGCGGGCCGCAACGGCGUGGACAUGCAGUCGCACGUCUAUAAGAUGCUGACCGACUACGAGGAGCCCUCCUCGGAGCCCAAACAGUCCGGAUCCUUCAAAUACCUUCAGGGAAUCCUGGAGGCUGAGGAUGGAGGCGUGUCCCCAACAGAGAGGAUGAGGAACCUCAAGUCUCCGGUCAGAUCCCCCAUCCCAAAGCUGGGGAGCCCCAUCCCUGGUUCCAUGUCUGGUCUGCAGAAGCUGCCCCAGUGCACACGCUGCUGUAAUGGCAUUGUGGGCACCAUCGUGAAGGCCCGGGACAAACUGUACCACCCAGAGUGUUUUGUGUGCGACGACUGCGGCACCAACCUCAAGCAGAGGGGGUACUUCUUCAUUGAGGACAAUCUGUACUGCGAGACCCACGCCAAGGCCCGCGUGCAGCCCCCAGAGGGCUACGACGUGGUGGCCGUCUACCCCAACUCCAAGGUGGAGAUCGUCUGAGGUGGACGGCAGGCAGAAACAUCUGAAGAAGGUGUCUACUAAGGGUCGUCCUCGCUGAGCGCUUUCAUGCAGGAAUGCUCAUCUUGGACCACUGGGAGCUUCAUCUCUGUGGGACUGGGGGGGGUCCGCGAUUAGCAUUCCUGUAGUUGCUGCGCUGGCGGAGUGAAGCAGCAUCAGGCCGUGACGCUCUUUCUGCUGCACGCUAACACUUCCUAGCUUCUUCUUGUCCUGUUGGUAGGCGCCUGAGCAUCACAAGCGGGGUGACUGUGGAAUGUCAGCUGAACUUGGCUGAACUUUAACCUGAGCUAAACGGCUCCAUAUGCAACUAUGCUAGCUCCACCUUCGCAAAUGCAAACAAAACGCCGCAAGGGCAAAGUCUCCCAUUCCGCUGCAUUUACGCUGCACGUGACACAAUUCUCUCUUUUUUCCCUUCCAUGUGAAUCAGGAUAAAAUCGGGUAUCGGAAUUAAAUUGGAAGUGGGCAUUUAAGCGUUGCAAAUUAUGCAGAAAUAAGGAUUCCACACUUCUUAUCUCUCACUGCAGCAUUCAUACCGAAUUUCCUCAUCUAGCGGCCAGGAGAGCGCUUAUUUACGUCACUGCAGAAGGGCCAAGACAUGAGGCCAUGUGUAAUAUAUAUUUAUAUAUAUAUAUAAAAUUAUGAAAGCCUGCAUUUUCUUAAGAAAUUUUCUAUAAUUGUAAAUAAUAUUGUAUAUUUCAAUCAUUUUUAGAAGUAUUUUUGUAUUUUUAAAACAAAAUCAAAUGAUUGUCAUUGAGGAAAUGCACAAACCUUUGUUUGUUAAAUACAUUUCGUAACAGUAAACAAUGUUCCAUAUAUUUUCAUAUAUUUGUGCGGUAUUUUUUUUUUGUAAAAACAAAAUUUAAUUAUUAUGAUUAUUAUAGAUAAAUGCACAAAUCUUUAUUUGUUAAAUACAUGUUAUAAUAGUAAAUAUUAUUCUAAACAUUUUAAUAAUUUUUGAAGUUGAAAAAGAAAAGAAAAUGCAUUUUUUUUAAGCGGAAAUGCUCAAAUCUUUAUUUGUUAAAUACAUUUUAUAACAGUAAAUCAUAUUUUUUUCAUUUUGUAAAUAUUAUUUUUAUGUGAUUUAGUUAAAAAUGAAAUAAAAUAAUUAUUAUGGAUGAAAUGCAUAGAAUCUGCAACAACUUAGGUUGGCUAAUCCUUAUUUGAUAUGAUAGUAAACAAUGUUUUUCAUCAUUUUUAAUUGUUUCAUUUGUUAAAUCAAUUUGAGAACAGGAAAUAAUAUUCUGUUUUUUUCAUUUCAUCAUUUUUUUACUAAUCAAAUAAAAGAAUUAUAAUUGAGGAAAUCCAUAAAGUCUGACACAAUUUAGGCAGCAGAAUACAAAACGUUAGAAUAGUAAAUAAUAUUCAAUGUUUUUUAUUUAUUACAUUUCACUCUAUUUUUUGGUUUUAAAACAAAAUAAAACCCAGGCAGGCAAAUCUGAAGUAAAAAAAAAAGCAAGAGAGUGCUAGAUGCCUCGAUGUGUGCUGCUGUUUUGGUUAGCAACAAAGUUCCGUUUGUCAUGACUUAAGUGACGGAUGCUUCAUUUUCUAAUUUGGUAGCGUUUUUGUUUCCGUUUAUUGCGACAUGGUAUCUAUUGGAGCGAAGGCCGCUGUUUGAGGAAAUACAUGAAUGGGAUUGUAAACAAAGACGUCACCAUAGCAACCUGCAGCUCCACUCUUCCAGCUGGACCUUCUUGUCCGGAUUGUUCCACAUUAGCGUCCACACAAGCAAAAGGCCUGAAUGACGUUGUCACCGCUGCAUGAUGUCAUCAUUCUUGACAAAGCCUGACUAUUUUUAACAACUUUUCUCAUUGAAAAAUGUUAUUUUUCCUUGCGCGCACUCCGUAAUCCUGUAAAUUGUAAAUGUUGAACAUAUAAAUUGAUAUCGGCGCCACACCUGGCUGUCGCUGUUGUACAGAAACAUGUUGCCUUCUCUCUUUCUAGUUCUUCCACGUUUAACUUAUUGCUCUGCCAACGCUUUUCGCUUGGGUUGAGGAUGUUCUGAUUUGCCGACCCAUAAAAGGAAAAAGGUGCCUGACAAGCCAGCGGACGUGCAGGUCUUAAGUGCCGCACGACACCGGAUUCUUCCUGGCUUUGUUGUGCUCGUGCAAACGUUUUCAUGACAAUCUUACCCUCCAUCAAUCCACCGCAGGUUUAGAUAACAACACUAAGCGUUGCGAUAUCGUCUUUACAAUGUCAAUACUAACAAUGCUUAGUGAAAGCGGCGUCCCCCAGGGCUCCGUCUUAGGUCCACCUUUCAUUUGCUUGCACACACUCCCUGCUGAUUGAUGCGCUUACAGUCUGAUUUUUUGAAUUCUUGGAAUGAUUGUUUGCAAAAUAAAAUGAUUGUUUUCA